AUGAAUCUGAAAGGUGUGGGUGAUGAAGUGAGGUGUCGAGCCUUCCCCGUGAGCUUAGCAGGGCCGGCAAUCCACUGGUUCAACACUCUCCUCCAAAGCUCCGUGACAACUUUUGUGGACAUAACCCACGCAUUCCUAGCUCAGUUUACCACGCGUAUUGCUAAAGCUAAGCACCCGAUCAACUUGCUAGGGGUGACGCAGAGAAGCGGGGAACUAAUCAGGAAGUACCUGGAUAGGUUCAAUGAUGAAUGCUUGGAGAUUGACGACCUAACCGACUUGGUGGCCAGUUUAUGCUUGACGAACGGGUUGCUGAACGAGAAUUUCAGGAAGCACCUUACCACCAAGCCCGUGUGGACGAUGCAAGAAAUCCAAAAUGUGGCUAGGGAGUAUAGCAAUGACGAAGAGGUUAGCCAAGUCGUGGCAGCCAACAAGCGGCAGCCCGCCUAUAACCCUGCUCGUCAUCCCGGUAACGGGAAAAGGUCUAAGGAACACUCAAAGGAUGGAGGGCCAGCUAAAGCCUUCAAGCCGUUCUCCCGAGUAGGGAAGUUUACUAACUACACUCCUCUGACAGCCCCGAUCAUCGAGAUGUACCAGCAAAUAGCCGACAAAGGCAUCCUGUCGAAUCCCCGACAAUUUAAGGACAGAACUAGAGGGAACAAAAACCUUUACUGCGAUUACCACAAGGACUUCGGCCACAAGACCCAAGAUUGUUUCGAUUUGAAGGAUGCUCUGGAGCAGGUGAUUUGGGAAGGUAAGCUGGCAGAGUUCUCUCACCUUAUAAGAGAACCCAUGAGGCGGGAUCGUGACCGAUCUGGCGACGACUGGAGCCGCGCCAUGAGACCAAGGCAAGAGCACGAGGAGGACAAUGAGCGCGGCCUCACCAUUUUGAACGUCGUAGUCGGGAGAGACAUCGCUCCCAGGUCGAAGUCGGCAUGCAGGAAAGAUGCCAAAGUCUUGGUUGUGUCAUCGUCUAGUCCCGCGCCUUCCUUCAGGAGAGUCUCGUCAAUGUCAUUCGGACCAGAGGACCAAUGGUUCGACGACUUGCCGGAGAACCCUCCUAUGGUGAUCACAGCAAGGGUGAGAACUGAUCUGGUCAGGCGAAUCCUCGUAGACACCAGAGCCGAUUCGAACAUCGUUUGA
Messenger RNA from Arachis ipaensis, 1140 nucleotides. Lineage: Eukaryota; Viridiplantae; Streptophyta; Magnoliopsida; Fabales; Fabaceae. The record is from RefSeq and is a predicted model, not a curated record.